CCUAGGACCAGGAGAACCUGGAGAAAGGAGCGUCCUGAGAAAGGAUGGGAAGAGAAAUGUCGGAGCAGAAUGAUCGGUAUCCUAGAUCCAGUAGUUUCAAGGACAAUGAUAAAUAUGUCCGAACCCGGAGUGGGACGUAUGUCAGGAGGGAGUCGGAGGAGUCCUUGAACCAGAAGAGGAGGGAGAGUAAUACUAUGCCGGAAUUUAGAUCAGCAUUAAAGGAAAGGUUGGCGAAAACUAGAGAUGAAUUGCCCCAGGGGUUGAUGAGAGAGGUUUUAGAAACAUAUAAACCAAACCUGCUCACUAGAAGAAGAAGAUUGAUCGAGGAUUGUGUGAGAGAUCUUCUAUUAAACAACGAUCAUAUCCAUGUAGUAGAGCAACAGAUGAGACAAGCUAUCAAAUUCGGACUUCAGAAAGCAACCCACGAUGAUGCCAGUGUGAAAUGUUUCCCCACCUAUGUCCGCGAACUCCCGAACGGAAGUGAGCACGGGAAGUUCCUCUCUCUUGAUCUCGGAGGAACCAACUUCAGGGUCAUCUUCAUGGAGCUGACGGAGUCGAAGGAGUUUAUGAUGGACAGUAAGAUCUAUGCAAUCCCCCAGGAUGUGAUGACCGGUCCUGGUUUACAACUAUUCGAUCAUAUUGCAGAGUGUUUGUCCAACUUUGUUCAUGAUCGUGGACUAGAGAAGGAGAGUUUACCCCUAGGUUUCACCUUCUCCUUCCCCCUGGAGCAGCAGGGUCUAGCUCAAGCUAUCCUGGUAACCUGGACCAAAGGGUUCAGCUGUGAAGGAGUGGAGGGAACAGAUGUUGUCGAUCAUCUUCAGAAAGCUUUGGCUAGGAGAGGAGAUGUAAAGAUAGAAGUGUGUGCUAUACUUAAUGACACAACAGGAUGUCUCAUGAGUUGUGCCUGGAAGGAUAGUAGGUGUAGGAUUGGUCUAAUCCUAGGAACUGGAACUAAUGCCUGCUACCUAGAGGAUAUCAAGAAUAUAGAGAACCUAGACCCAAAUAUGUUCCCGGGCCAGGACCAUAUGGUUGUUAAUACUGAGUGGGGAGCAUUCGGAGACAAUGGAGAACUAGAUUUCGUCCGAACCAAGUGGGAUAAGGCUGUUGACGAGAUGUCAGUUAAUCCGGGAAAACAGAUUUUUGAGAAAAUGAUAAGUGGAAUGUAUAUGGGUGAGUUGAUCCGUCAGGUUCUAGUGGAUCUUAUGAAGGAUGAUCUCAUCUUUGUUGGAGCAGAGAGAGAUAAGAUCCUGGAGCGAGGAAGUUUCUUCACGAGGUUUGCAUCCGAGAUAGAAUCUGAUCCAGUAGGAGAGUAUACCAGGGCUAGACAAGCAUUAGAGGAGGUUGGGUUGGAUUCUGAUGAUAUAUCUGAUGAUGAUUGCUCGGCCCUCAGGUUUGUAUGUGAGUCGGUUAGCCGGCGUGCUAGUAUGAUGGCUAGUGCAGGGAUCACUGCUUUACUCAAGAAGAUGGAUUACAAGGAUGUUGUAAUUGCUAUCGAUGGAUCAUUGUUCAGAUUCCAUCCGCAUUUCAAGAACGUGAUGCAGAGCAGAAUUUCUCAGAUGAUGGGAGUUAAUUAUAAGUUUGAUCUUCUCCUUUCUGAGGACGGAUCUGGACGCGGAGCAGCUCUAGUAGCUGCAGUUCUUAAACGAGGAAAGAACUAGAGGUUCAGUUGAACGUAUUAGUUAAAAGUAUUAUUAGAUUUCAUUUAUGUCCAGAUAGGUUUAGACAAUUUAACUGUUGUAGAGAGUGUUUACAUAGAUUAAUUAACAAUAAUAGAUUGGACACUGCAUGUAGUCUUUUUUAGAUUUAGAGGUUUCACGUUCACAAUAACCAUGAGGCAGAAGCCCAUAGGAGUUCCACGCAGGCAGCAUUGAAUAACAAGACAGAAAGGAGCAUGCGCUGCCUGCGCUUCUGCCUCAGGGUUAUUGUGAACGAAAAACCUCUAAAUCUUAAAAGACUACAUGUAGUGUCCAAUCUGUUAUUGUUAAUUAAUCUAUGGCUGUACGGUUGUGCAGCUGUACCUGUACAUCUUUAAAGCUGUACACUCUCUCUGUUGUUUAUCAUGUACACAAUAAAGUGUAAUUUGUUAAAAAUAUCGAGUAGUAAUAUUAUUAAAAUAAGUUUGAGAUUAAAAAUUAAAUAUAUUUUGCGCUAAA
Messenger RNA from Eurytemora carolleeae, 2153 nucleotides. Its product is annotated as hexokinase type 2. The transcript is spliced from 10 exons. Gene Ontology annotation, molecular function: fructokinase activity; ATP binding; mannokinase activity. Bases 45 to 1658 code for a protein of 537 amino acids. Gene Ontology annotation, biological process: glycolytic process; intracellular glucose homeostasis; glucose 6-phosphate metabolic process. Lineage: Eukaryota; Metazoa; Arthropoda; Copepoda; Calanoida; Temoridae. Gene Ontology annotation, cellular component: mitochondrion; cytosol. The record is from RefSeq and is a predicted model, not a curated record.